Molecule: messenger RNA, 2535 nt
Organism: Cercospora beticola
Lineage: Eukaryota; Fungi; Ascomycota; Dothideomycetes; Mycosphaerellales; Mycosphaerellaceae
Source: RefSeq, a predicted model, not a curated record
AUGCGUCUCACUGGCGCUCUCCUCGCACUGCCAGCCCUUGCGCUGGCGCAAGUCAGCACCAUCACAGUAUACCCAAGCUCAUGCAGAGCAACAUACACGACAGUAUACACAUACACUGGCACUUCAAGCGGGACGCGGAUCUCAACGACUGUACAAUCGACAGUUACAGUUGUUCCCACACCAUUUACCGACGACACAAUCAACCAAGGCACCCCCUUCUUGGUAGAGAUUCAACCUGCGAGCUACGCAAGGAAGAACAGACGACAAGCUCAGCCCGCCCGGUCUUUUUUAGACAUUAACGGAUACCUCACAUCCGAAGCCAGUGAGGCAGUUCAAUAUGUCAUCAAUAACGGACAACUUCUCGUCUCAUCUGGAGGCCAAGGACAGGUCACAGCCGAAACGACCGAUCUGAGCGUGCCAUUCGCGGCUUCUACGACUCUGAAGACUAUUCGCACGACGUUCUACUCAGGCAGUCUAAGGCUGGGCUGGAACAACACUGCCUUUGAGAGCGGCGCUGCGGAAUUCUACCAGACACAGGAAGGAAGCAGGACGCGAAUCGUCGUUCGUCUCAAUGGCGCGGUUGACCCAUCCUGGACAGCGGUGAACUUCAAUCUGCAGCCCACAGCUAAUGCUGUGCAAUCUUCGACCAGCGCUGCAGUACCAUCGUCGACUUCGACUGCUGCUGGAAAUGAAACUAGCCUCUCCAUCCUGCCAAUCUCGACAUCUACUACUAGCAGUGCUUCCGGUAGCUUUCCUACACUGCCUACCUACCCAAACACGACAGUCGGUUCUAGCAGUGCGGCAGCUACGCCAUCGGGCAACGUCGACCCCAGCGGAGCUUGUGGUGCUGGAACAGCAGGCAGCAACUGCUUCGGCGCACCAGAUGGAAGCUGUUGCAGCCAGUACGGCUUCUGUGGCUCCGGACCAGCCUACUGUGGUGCUGGAUGUCAGCCAGGCUACGGAACCUGUGAUCCAGUAGCUAGCAGCUCAAGUGCUGCACAGCCACCUGUUUAUGGGUCGUCGAGUGCUGCGUUGCCACCAACCUACGACUCCUCGAGCGCUGCAGUGCCUCCGACAUAUGAAUCUUCUACUGCUGAGCUUCCACCACCAGGCUACUCACAGCCUGCACCCUCGCUUGAGUUCACAACUUCUGGCAGCGAGAGCGUUACUGCCACCAGUUCGAGCGUUACUGAGAUUACCAGCAGCGAAGCAACCAGCACGCAAGAAACUUACAGCGGACCUGUUGGCACUCCAAUCGUGCCGUCUCAGUACCCAACAGUUGAAUCAGAGCCUCCGGUGUAUACUCCUACCUUCGAAACUUCGUCUCCAGGCGCGAGUGAGACAGCUUCAAGCUUGCCACCUAUUUACUCCUCUCUCGCUAGUAGCUAUGCUUCGAGCGAGUCGUCGAGUGCUUCGUCUGCACUUUCGAGCAUUUCAUCGGUACUCUCUAGUGCUUCUUCGAGCGCCUCUGUGCUUUCCUCUGAAAGCAGCGCUGCGUCGAGCAUCUCUUCUUCGCUUUCGAGUGCAUCUUCUGCUGCUCAGCCUCCACAGUAUCCAACUCCUACUGGCGGGCCGUCUUCUUCGCUCUCUUCUACGAGCAGUGCUACGUCGAGCAUCUCUUCUGUGAUCUCAUCCGUCAGCAGCGCUAUAUCCAGUGUCGCUUCGAGCUACUCGAGUGCAGUCUCAAGCUACUCAAGUGCGGCAUCUUCUGUGGUCUCGUCAGCCAGCAGCGACGUAUCAAGCGUCGGCUCCAGCUACUCAAGCGCAGCAUCGUCCGCCUCAAGUGCCGCAACAGCACCACCAGCAUACACUACUCCAGCUUCAGAAGAAGAAGCAGGAAGUUACAGCGCCGCCUCCUUUGACGAAGAAUCACCCUCCCAAGCUUCCAGCUGUGCUGCAACCGCCGUGCCCAACCCUCAAUUCUACGCCUCUGCCACAGCUCCCCGUGCCUCCUCCUGGCUCGUCCUUCCCACCCCAACACCCUGUGACUUCGGCUCCCCCAACGGCUGGCCAAUCGAUGAUUCCUACUGCAACAUCGACGUCCCCCAAGGCCUCCAGGUCUACGGCUCAAGCUUCACCACCGCCUUCGCCUCCACAAACGGCAUCGUGACCUUCGGCGAAGGAACGACCCAAUUCCAAAACCUCCAACUCCCAGCAGCCAACGUCCCAGCUUAUGCCGUCGUACCUUUCUGGGAUGACACUGCCAUGUUCGGCAACGAGACGAUCACUCAGGGAAUCUUCUACCAAAACGACACCACGGGUGUGACGUUUGAGUUCUAUCUCUCACGACCACAGGAUACGAGUCUGAUAUUCCAUUAUACGAUCAGCUAUGCCUUCUCCAACCCGGGAGUGUUUGUUUACAGUUACUUUGAUGCGGAUUCUGCGCAUAAUGAUGACGGGAGCUUUUCUACUGUGGGUAUGCAAGGUGAGGACGCGAGUGGUGAUGCCACGGCAUUCAUGUUCUCGUACCGGACGAGUGUACGCAGGAGAUUUGAAGCAAGUGGGGGACUGGCAAAGAAGAAACAUAUGGGCUAG